This is a messenger RNA of Drosophila novamexicana, 1684 nucleotides long. It is a transcript of the gene Cyp4ad1, whose product is annotated as probable cytochrome P450 4ad1. Bases 69 to 1622 code for a protein of 517 amino acids. NCBI's taxonomy places the organism in Eukaryota, Metazoa, Arthropoda, Insecta, Diptera, Drosophilidae. Gene Ontology annotation, molecular function: oxidoreductase activity, acting on paired donors, with incorporation or reduction of molecular oxygen; iron ion binding; heme binding. The record is from RefSeq and is a predicted model, not a curated record. The transcript is spliced from 9 exons.
ACAGAAAUUGUGAUAUUAAAAAUAAAUAUAUAUUUCCUUACAUCAGUUAAAAAGUAUUAGAUCAAAACAUGUUUCUGCUAGCAGCGGCAAUUGUUUUGGCCACAAUUUUGGUGUUCAAGGGUGUCAAGAUAUUCAAUUAUAUUGAUCACAUGGCUGGCAUUAUGGAAAUGAUACCGGGCCCAACGCCAUACCCAUUUGUGGGUAAUAUCUUUCAGUUCGGUCUGAAGCCAGCGGAGUAUCCCAAAAAGGUAUUACAGUAUUGCAGAAAAUAUGAUUUUCAAGGCUUCCGUUCGCUUGUAUUCCUGCAGUAUCACAUAAUGCUCAGCGAUCCGGCGGAAAUUCAGAACAUGUUGUCGAGCUCUUCACUGUUGUACAAGGAGCACUUGUAUUCGUUUCUGCGCCCCUGGCUGGGGGAUGGGCUGCUCACCAGCUCCGGUGCCCGUUGGCUCAAACACCAGAAGCUCUAUGCGCCCGCCUUCGAACGCUCCGCCAUCGAGGGCUAUUUGCGUGUGGUGCAUCGAACCGGCGAUAGGUUUGUACAGAAGCUGCGCCAGCAGACGGAAGCAUCAAAGCCCUUUGACGCCCAGGAGCUAGUUGCCAAGUGUACGCUGGAUAUUGUUUGCGAGAAUGCAACAGGCGUGGCCAGCAAUUCACUGAACGAUGAGCCGUCAGAUUUACACAGCGCCAUUAAAGACCUGUGCGAAAUCGUUCAGGAGCGCACAUUUAGUAUAGUCAAGCGCUUUGAUGCACUUUUCCGUCUGACUCCCUACUACUUGAAGCAGCGCCGGGCGCUGCAGUUGCUCAGGAAUGAAAUAAAACGCAUAAUAUCCGACAGACAAAGGCAACAGCAGUUGUCCAAAACCAACGAUCAGAAAAACAAGUCUUUCUUAGAUGUCCUUCUGUGCUCCAAGCUUGAUGGGGGCGCGCUAAAGGAGCGCGAGAUAAUCGAGGAGCUGUCCACGUUUAUAUUUACAGGCCACGAUCCAGUUGCCUCUGCGAUCUCUUUUACAAUUUACAUACUCUCCCGUCAUCCAGAAAUACAGCAGAAGGUCUAUGACGAACAGCUACGUAUUUUUGGAAAAAAUAUAUCCGAAGAAGCGGACAUAGCGCGGUUGGAGCAAAUGCACUAUCUGGAGUUGGUAAUACGCGAGACUCUUCGCCUGUAUCCCGCUGUACCGCUGAUAGCACGCACCAACCGCAAGUCCAUAGACAUAAAUGGCACAAAGGUGGCCAAACGCACAACUGUCAUCAUGUGCCUUAUUGCCAUGGGUUACAACGAGCGUUACUUUGAUGAGCCCUGCGUUUUCCGGCCGGAGCGAUUCGAGCGGGCGAACACGAACGAAGGCAUCGAAGCCUUUAAGAGUGUCCCGUUCAGCGCUGGACCCAGACGCUGCAUUGCUGAAAAGUAUGCAAUGUAUCAGCUCCAGGCGCUGCUCUCGUUGCUGGUGCGACACUUUGAAAUACUGCCCGCAGUGGAUGGCCUGCCGCCGGGCAUCAAUGACCACAGCCAAGUGGACUGCGUGCCUCAAAGUGAAUACGAUCCGGUGCUAAACAUUCGUGUAACGCUCAAAUCCGAAAAUGGCAUACAAAUCAGGCUCAAACAACGAACAGCUAUGCAAUAAAAGCCUCUAUAGCGCGGAUGGAUUCACUGAAGAUUAUUUAGAAUCCUCGUACAUUGGAGUUA